CAUCAUUAUCAGCAUCAUUAUCAGGGCCUACUGUAGAAUUUCCCAAUUCCCAUCACAUUGCUCUUACAUGCUGUCCUGGGAACUAAGCAUCGUGAAGUUGCGUCGGCGAUGAAAUCUUUGCCCAUCUUCUGUUGUUCCCAUAUCCAUCAUGUAUGUAGGGUGAGACUAUCACACGGUUGUUUGCAUUAAAAAAACGAGUCUUUCUAUAUUGCUCUACACUAUGGCAGCGUCCGUAAAAGCAGCGGCAGCGGCAGCGGCUGCGGCUGCUGCAACCACGGCGCACUCCUCCAGCACCGCCUUCGUCCCACGAAAGACCUUCGAAGUGUCCUCGUCCCUCGUACGGACCUACUUUCUGGGCCAUCACCGCGGCGCCUUGUCCUCUAUGCAGCGCAUUCUCUCCAACAUCUCCCUCAUCAUCGAGUGCCGCGACAGCCGUGUGCCCCUGACAUCCACCAACCCCCUCCUCGAAUCCUCCCUAGCCGGCCGCGACCGCAUUCUAGUCUACACCAAGUCAGACCUUUCCUUCCCCGCCAGCGCCCACCGGUUCAAGCAGCAACAGCAGCGCCUGCUCUCCAAGUGGCACGCCGAGCGCCAUGGCAUCCACCACACCGACCGCGACCUCAUAGCCGGCCAGGGCAGUCUCGGACGCACCGAGGUAGUCUUCACCGACGAGCAACAGCCCAAGACGAUCCAAGCCCUCCUCGAUACCAUCAAGCAACGUGCCGCCGCAGCCGACUCCCUGACCGGCCUCCGCGCCCUGGUCGUGGGCAUGCCCAACGCCGGCAAGAGCACCCUUCUCAACGCUAUGCGCCGCGUCGGUAUGAAGCUCCCCAAAGCCGCCCGGACGGGCUCGCAGCCCGGUGUGACGCGGAAGCUGUCAAGUCCUGUGCGCAUCAUCCCGGAGGACACCUCGCAAGGCAUUGAGCAGGGCGUCUUCGUCUUCGACACCCCCGGUGUCUUCGUACCCUACGUCGGCGAUCUGGACUCCAUGCUCAAGCUGGCCCUCAUCGGCUGCGUCAAGGAUGGAAUUGUGCCGGCUGAGACGCUGGCCGAUUAUCUGCUGUACCAGCUGAACAUGCGAGACCCGGAAAUAUACAAGAUGUUUUGUGCACCGACCAACGACGCCUUUGAAUUUCUGGAUGCCGUGGCUGUGCGCACCGGUAAGCUACAGAAAGGUGGCGUGCCGGCGAGGGAUUUGGCGGCCAUCUGGGUCGUGCAGCAGUGGCGAAAAGGGUUGUUAGGUCAGUUCAGUCUCGACGACGUCGACGAGGAAACCCUAAAGGAGUGGGCAAGGAAGGACCUCGAUGGCGAGGAUGGUCCCCUGAGCAUGAACCAGGCGAAGAAGAGAGAGAAGGAGUCCAGGAAACUGAAGAACUUGGCGAAACGUGCGGCUGCUUCUGACGGCGGUCAUGGCGGCUGAUCAGUCAUGGUGUGGAAAACGGCCAGCUUGCGCGUGAACUGGCAAGACAUCGUGGAGAUGCAUAAUACCCCCGAAGGUCAGAUGGCAAGUCAUGUUUUCACAAAACAACUCCCAAAGACUCCACCACUGCGACGACCAUUGGUGCAGAGACAACCAGCUAUAUUUGCCUUUGUCUUUGCAUAUGAUGUUCUUGGUUGCUCUGAAUAAUCCACAGUGGCGACUGAGCAGCCCUAUACGUCUUUCCAGGUACUGUGUAUAUGUAUAGAGAAGUCGCGAUACGCAGGCAACCGAGUAUUCGGUAUCAUGUCGGCGGGGUGUCUAUCGAUCGAAAGGAAGGAUACCCAAGCUUACAAGAACAUCCGCCUUGAGCACUAGAGGCAUGUAUAUAGAACCUGUGAACAUGUAAGAUAUUGCAUAUGCUAUGCUAGAAAUACUCAAUCGCAUUUCCAAUAUC
Messenger RNA from Truncatella angustata, 1874 nucleotides. Its product is annotated as P-loop containing nucleoside triphosphate hydrolase protein. Gene Ontology annotation, molecular function: GTPase activity; GTP binding. Gene Ontology annotation, cellular component: mitochondrion. Lineage: Eukaryota; Fungi; Ascomycota; Sordariomycetes; Amphisphaeriales; Sporocadaceae. The record is from RefSeq and is a predicted model, not a curated record. The coding region runs from base 221 to 1420 and encodes 399 amino acids. The transcript has a single exon.